Daphnia pulicaria is the source of this 975-nucleotide messenger RNA. RefSeq lists its product as uncharacterized. Lineage: Eukaryota; Metazoa; Arthropoda; Branchiopoda; Diplostraca; Daphniidae. The transcript has 2 exons. The record is from RefSeq and is a predicted model, not a curated record. The coding region runs from base 41 to 892 and encodes 283 amino acids.
AUACGCCCACGGAAUAAAAGCAACGAUCCGAGACGUUAAUAUGCCCGAAUCGCUGAAACUUCUGGGGCUUCAAGAAAGUUUGAAAGAAGACAUCCAACGUCGUGUCGCUCAUAUUUUCACGGGUGCGUACACUUUUCAAUCGGCAUGGGCCGAGCUAGAAAAAAAAUAUGGAAGCCAGCACCUUAUCAUCCAAGCCCACGAUCAACAUAUGCAGCAGCUCCCGUCAUUCAGGAACGGCGACUUUAACGCACUCUUUAAUUUGGCCGCUGCGGUACGCGACGCCGUGUCAAGCGUAGACGAAAGCCAUGUCAUGAUGUUCAACACCGUCGCCAACUUACUUCAUACCAAAUUGCCGAUCAACUUGCAAACAGACUGGGGAAAAUAUGCUUAUGGUUUAGACAGAAUGGCCACCUUAAAAGAUUUCGACAAAUGGAUCGAUCGCGUGCUCAGCGCAGAAGAACUUCGUGGCGGAAAGCUGUCGUCAUCCAACCCAACGAACGCUGUCAAAAACCCAAUUCAGCCAUCAAAUAGCAACCGACAGUUGGGCAGCUACACACCCGGAAGCAGCAACUACAAUAGCCGCGGACCGACCGUCCUCGCAUCAAACAUUACCACCCUUUCUGACUGCCCAGCCUGCAAAGAAAGUCCGGCCCACAGAUUAGAGAUGUGCAACGUCUUUAAACGAAUGUUGGUGAAUGCCCGCGCAUCACUGUGUGCCACCAACAACCACUGCUUCAAAUGUCUCGUCCGCGGCCACUAUGGACGGAAAUGCGACUCAACCGAGUCGAAAUGCAAGGAAUGCCAGGGCCCUCAUCAUUCGCUACUUCACGGAGCCGAACGACAGUUUCCCGCCUCAUCGCGAAAUCAAGGUUCUCGCGUUUCGUUCGAGUGAUUCCGUCUUUGGCCGGCCCGGACUGUGGUGAACCGUCACCAGGAGGCGCGCAGGCGGGCGAAAAAGGAAGAGAGAGAGCAGAC